Dendroctonus ponderosae (mountain pine beetle) is the source of this 501-nucleotide messenger RNA. Its product is annotated as sulfiredoxin-1. The record is from RefSeq and is a predicted model, not a curated record. The annotation marks the transcript as partial. Gene Ontology annotation, biological process: cellular response to oxidative stress. Gene Ontology annotation, molecular function: sulfiredoxin activity. The transcript is spliced from 2 exons. Gene Ontology annotation, cellular component: cytoplasm. NCBI's taxonomy places the organism in Eukaryota, Metazoa, Arthropoda, Insecta, Coleoptera, Curculionidae.
UUUUCAACUGUUUAUCGCCAAAUCAAUAUUCGAAUUAUCGUCGCCCAAAGAGAAUUAUGCAACUGCCUGCGGCAAGCCGUUGAGAAGAACAGAUUGAUCAACCGCCUAAGGUGUGAGAGCACAAAAAUGACCAGUAUUCACUCGGAGAGUAUUGCGGAAGUGCAUGAGAUGCCCCUGGCUGAAAUAAUCCGGCCAAUUCCGCCGAUUUUGGACGAAAAAAAGGUGGAAUCACUGAUGCGGACCAUCAUGAAUCCAGCCACAGCGCCUGAAGUGCCCCCCAUUGAUGUGCUUUGGAUAACUGGUCGAGAAGGGGGCAACUACUACUAUUCCUUUGGGGGUUGCCAUCGAUUCGAAGCCCACAAGCGGUUAAAAACUGAGCUUGUGAAGGCCAAACUAGUGAAAUCCACUAUCGACGACUUGAGGGUUUAUCUUGGAUCCAGCACGCCGGAGUUGAAAUAGUUCUGCAGGAUAUUAGACAUUAAACGCAAGUUUUCGUUUCAA